AUGAGCUUAAAAUGCGCUUUCAUGUACACCAGCAAGGUGUUGAGGCCCUUGAGUAGUCGUCGAAUGAUCCACGUGACCCGGAUUGUGAUGGCCAAGAACGAUGCUUCCACCAUAGACUCAUAUAAAUUACCUUCCCAAACAUCUAUUAACGAAUGGGAGUUCCGAUACGACUUUGUACCCAAAGUGUCUGAGCCCAAGGUCCCCCCUGUGACUCCUGAAGCGGUCGCCAAAGAUAUGAUUGCGGAAAUGCAGGCAAGGAAUGCACGUGAAGAUCAAUUGACCAAGUCUCAAUCUGUUAAGGUUGAAGCCAAUCUGGCUGAUGUAUUCCAUCAAGGUCAAUCUGUAAUGGAAGAUCCUGUCGUUGUUGGAGACCAUGCACAUGCACAAGAAGGACUUGCGGUUGACGAAAAUAGUGGUCGGGGAUCGCUGGAGGUUGCACCUUCAAUUGCACCCAAACCAGCAAACAGAGACAAAUAUGUCCAAAGUUCCAUUAACCCGCUGAUUAACGAUUCACAAGUUGCCAACUACGGUGAAAGCGAAGUAGACCACAAGAUCUCCGAAGUCCCGGAACAAACACCAGUGUGGGAAGAUGUAGAACAUUCCAACGAGUUACAGAGACAGGAUUUGAGUGAUCCAGCUAACAGACCAGCUCCAGAUGUCACUCCCAAAAGGGAGGAAGUAUACGAGGACAUUUCCGGGUUCUUUAUACCUUUAGUAUUGAUAGCAUUUGGUGGAGUAGGAUAUUAUUACUAUUACUAUCUGAUCCAAAAAAAGCAAAAAGGAAAGACACAGAUUAAGUGA
Molecule: messenger RNA, 801 nt
Organism: Lizanozyma spartinae
Lineage: Eukaryota; Fungi; Ascomycota; Pichiomycetes; Serinales; Debaryomycetaceae
Exons: 1
Coding region: 1-801 (266 amino acids)
Source: RefSeq, a predicted model, not a curated record